UCUCGCCGCGCGGCGUCGUUGUUCUGCACGCUGCAAUCACGAAACGGGGAAAGACGGAGCGGCACCAUUUCAUCGGUACGGUCUGUUUAUUACUGGAUGUGACAAAUUAAACAACCGAUCGGAGCUCAUUUUUGGCCGGUUGCACGGCUGAUCUCGGCGGUAAAGCUGGAAGGAGGCGGCGGAGCGCAGAUAUGCACGCAGCAGGACGCAUGUUACGUCGCUCACAUGAGAUGUGAUGAAAUGAUGAUGAAGAUGAUGAUGGCCCAGGGGGAGAAAGACCCGAAACACACCGGCCAAGUUGUGCUGGUCAAGAAGAUCAUAAUGAAGCAUGACAAUCCGGUCCGGCAGGGCAUCGGGAAGCCGAGCGUCUAUCAUGCUGUUGUGGUCAUCUUUCUGGAGUUUUUCGCCUGGGGUCUCCUGACCACACCGAUGCUCAUGGUUUUGCAUGAAACGUUCCCCAAACACACGUUCUUAAUAAACGGCCUGAUUCAGGGAGUGAAGGGUCUGCUGUCGUUUAUGAGCGCUCCGUUAAUUGGCGCUCUGUCAGACGUGUGGGGCAGACAGUGGUACUUCGCCAUGAUAUCGGUGUCUGGCGCUUUUUCCGUCACUUUCUCCGUAAUCUUCGCAUACAUCGCAGACGUUACGGAUGUGCGCGAGAGGAGUACGGCGUAUGGACUCGUUUCUGCCACGUUCGCAGCGAGUCUGGUCACCAGCCCGGCCAUCGGCGCGUACCUGUCAGCCAGCUACGGAGAUAAUCUGGUGGUGCUGCUGGCGACUCUCAUCGCUCUGGCCGACAUCUGCUUCAUUCUGCUGGCUGUCCCAGAGUCACUGCCCAACAAGAUGAGGCUCAACACAUGGGGAGUGCCCAUCUCCUGGGAGCAGGCCGACCCGUUCGCUUCUAUGCGGAAAGUUGGGCAGGACACGACCGUUCUGCUCAUCUGUAUCACAGUGUUUCUGUCCUAUCUGCCCGAGGCGGGUCAGUACUCCAGCUUUUUCCUCUACCUGCGACAGGUCAUUAACUUCUCGCCCAAAACGAUCGCGGUGUUCAUCGGCGUGGUGGGAAUCCUCUCCAUCCUGGCGCAGACGCUUUUUCUGACUUUAUUGAUGAGGACCAUCGGGAACAAGAACACGGUUCUUCUGGGUCUGGGUUUCCAGAUUCUCCAGCUGGCCUGGUACGGUUUGGGGUCCGAGCCGUGGAUGAUGUGGGCGGCCGGCGCGGUGGCGGCCAUGUCCAGCAUAACCUUCCCUGCAGUGAGCGCUUUAGUGUCACGCAGCGCGGAUCCAGAUAAACAGGGUCUGGUUCAGGGCAUGAUAACAGGGAUUCGGGGGCUCUGUAAUGGUCUGGGUCCGGCACUGUACGGCUUCAUUUUCUUCCUCUUUAAUGUGGAGUUGAGCGGGAUCACCACCAUCCAGCCCGACUACGCCAUCCCACUACAGACCUCCACAGAGAAGACCAUAAUCCCCGGUCCUCCGUUCCUCCUGGGCGCCUGUACAGUGGUGGUGGCGUUUAUAGUCGCUCUCUUCAUCCCGGACCACCCGACGCCCCCAGCGACGCCCUGCCAAACCCUUAAGAGCAGCGCGAGUCUAUCCGGCGCUCACACCAACACGCUGCUGCCGGGGAGCGACGAGGACUUCGAACCGCUGCUGGAGGACAGCAAUGUCUGACUCUGAAACAAAAUCACGUUUGGAAAAGAUUAAAAGGUCGUCAACACAUCGCAAACCCUCCAUCUGCCCGGCGACUAAUGUUUGAGAGCGUGCGGAAUUUAUUUAGUGUGUUUUUUUUGUUGAUUAUGACGAAACGGUUAUUGGUUUUAAACUCAGAGGCUUUUUUAUUAAGCGUUUUUACAGCGUUUAACACACUAAGGGCUCGAUCAGUGGGAUCGUAUGCGUUCGGUUUGAUUGCAAAGCUCUUCAUGUAUAUAGAUAUUUGGGCAAAGUGCAGUAAAGUUUAUUGUACUGUAUGCGGAGCUUGUGGUGGCUUGAAAGUCGUGAGAUUGAAG
Messenger RNA from Sinocyclocheilus rhinocerous, 2000 nucleotides. Its product is annotated as hippocampus abundant transcript 1 protein-like. Lineage: Eukaryota; Metazoa; Chordata; Actinopteri; Cypriniformes; Cyprinidae. Gene Ontology annotation, molecular function: transmembrane transporter activity. The transcript has 12 exons. Bases 226 to 1665 code for a protein of 479 amino acids. Gene Ontology annotation, biological process: transmembrane transport. The record is from RefSeq and is a predicted model, not a curated record.